UUAGAUGUACGACAACCAAAAUUACAAUAUAUCUUUCAUGGAAGUAAGCAUGUUUACUAGAACUUACAUGGGACGUAUGCGUAAUUUUCUUGUAACUGAUAUCUUUGUGCAACCUGUUGGACUAAAAUGCAAUUGUCGACUAUUUCGUCAACCGUAACCAUGUGUGGAUGCAUUAAAAGAUCUCGAUUGAAGUCAAGUUAAAGAGAGGCGAACAUCAACCCCUCAAAGAUGAAGGAAAUAGCUACAGAGAACUUCCAAAGAAUAUGUGAAGCCUAUGAAAUUUUAUGUGAUCAAAAUAAAAGGCAAAUUUAUGAUAUAUAUGGUAUGGAAGGAUUAACAUCUGGUUUGGAGCUUGGUCCCAAACUGAAUAAAGUUGAAGAGAUCAAGGAAGAACUUGAGAGAUUGCGGCGUCAGAAGGAACAAGAAAAGGUCUUAGCACAUGUCCAACCUUCUGGUUCGAUUCUCGCAAAUUUAUCAUGGCCACAGUUUUUAGAGGGUGAUGGCAUUAUGAGAGGGAUGGCCAUGGCCAGUGAAGUUCAUUCUAAAAUGUCCAAACACAAUGCCAUUUCCUUGGGCGGUAAUUUGGCUGUUAAUGGGAAUUCUGGUGGUGGUGCUGCAUCGGUGGUCCUUAGGCAUCAGAUGUCUUCAGUUUCUUCUGUAGAAUUCAUGGGUUCUCUUGGUUUGCGAGCACUAAUCGGAAUUCAAACUUCUCGCCAAUUGUCUCUUCACUCUACUGCAACAAUGGGCUUUGCCAUGUCUUUGAGAGAUGGUUCAAUUAAUCUUUCUAAUACAUGGACUCGUCAACUCUCAGAGACAACAAAUGGAAAUAUAGAACUUAUUUUAGGUCCAGAGUCGUCUAUAGGUGUUGGAUGGCAAAAGAAAGAGCAGAAAAGUGCUGCGUCCGGAGAGAUUAAGAUUGGCACAGGUUCUUUUGGCGCAGUGGGCCAUUACACCCACCGCUUCUCCUCAAAAUCUCAUGGGCGAAUUGCAGGCAGAGUUGGAAGUAGUGGGCUUGAACUUGAAGUAGGGGGUGGAAGAAAGAUAUCCAACUUCACAACCAUUCGGAUGUUGUAUACAAUAGGACUUCAGGGAAUUUUUUGGAAAUUUGAACUUCAUCGUGGAGGACAAAAGUUGAUUGUUCCUAUUUUGCUCUCCAAUCAUUUGAACCCGGUAUUUGCAUCUGGAGCACUCGUCAUUCCAGCAUCACUUUAUUUUACGCUCAAGAAAUUUAUUUUUAAACCAUAUUAUCUUAGACGGGAAAAGCAGAAGUUUUUGGAAAAUCUUGAGAAGACUCGAGACCAGGUUCGAGAGGCUAGGGCUGCAGCCGAGAAAGCUCAACAACUAUUACAAAAUGUGGCGAAUAGGAAGAGGAACAAGCAACUAGAGAUGGGUGGAUUGGUGGUGACAAAGGCAGUUUAUGGAAAUCGCAAAGCUCUAACGACUAGAAAUAGACCCGAAGAAAAUGUUGAUGAAGUGGCUUCACAAAUCAUAGAUGUUACAUUACCUCUUAACUUUCUCAUUGACGAAUCUGGGCAACUUAAGCUACACGAUGGUGUAAAAAAAUCGGGAAUUAUGGGCUUUUGUGAUCCUUGCCCUGGAGAACCCAAACAGCUGUACGUGGAGUACACGUACGGUGGCAAUAAAUACGAGGCCAUUGUUGAUGAUUAUGAAGAGUUUAUAAUGCCCCAGGAAAGGCACAAAAUCUAAAUGGUAAUGUAGAUAUUGAAUAGAUUCUUGGCUGUGUCAGUGAGAAUAAACAGGAAAAGAAAUAGAAGGAAUAUGACAAUUACAUGAAUGGAAUACUUGCUAAAAAACACUUGUUUUUAUAUCCGCUUGCAUUUGCCAUGGAUCCCAGGCAAAAUUUGUUCAGGAUGGAUAAUUUUUUGUUUGGUAUUCUUAUAGUCUUCUGAGCAAAACAGUGUAUUAUGUGUUCUCUUUUCUGAACUAUUAAUUUAACAAAAUCUUUUUGUACUUUGAUCCUUCUGCAGCCUGAACUGCUGCAGUUUAGAAACAUGAAACUUGUGUUGAAGUAAAUCCAUUAUUAUAACAAUGGAGCAAGUUCAUCUUUA
Molecule: messenger RNA, 2069 nt
Organism: Olea europaea var. sylvestris
Lineage: Eukaryota; Viridiplantae; Streptophyta; Magnoliopsida; Lamiales; Oleaceae
Product: chaperone protein dnaJ 13
Exons: 13
Coding region: 229-1707 (492 amino acids)
Source: RefSeq, a predicted model, not a curated record